UCACCAGUUGAUUUUUGAAGUAAGAAGAUAAAAUGCUGCGCAGCUUACAAACUUGUUUAAAAAUACAUUCCCGCUACGGGGCGUACCGCUUGGCCAGCAAUGCCACAGAAGAGCAACAACAAUUUGUAUCAGUUUCUGAGAUUUCUGGCGUUAGAGAAAUUAUGUUAAAUCAUCCAAAAACAUUAAACUCACUAUCUAUGGACAUGAUGACGGCUUUGCAGGAUGCAAUGAUAAAGGAUGUGGAUGAUAUCAAUUUGCGUUGCAUUGUCCUGUCGGCCAAGGGUAAAAUGUGGUCAGCCGGACACAAUUUAAAGGAGCUGCAAGGUAAUCAGGAGAUCCAGGAACGCGUUUUUCAAAAGUUGACCGACAUAAUUAGUACUAUACAAAAAAUACCAGUGCCUGUUAUUGCCAAAGUAAAUGGAUAUGCUGCGGCAGCCGGUUGCCAACUAGUUGCUUCCUGCGACAUGCUCGUUUGCAGUGACAAGAGCAUGUUCUCAACGCCAGGAGCCAGUGUUGGUGUAUUUUGCUCUACGCCGGGUAUUGCAAUUUCACGCAUAAUGCCACGCCCCAAGGCUGCUUACAUGCUCUUGACUGGCUUGCCUAUAGGAGGCGAGGAGGCUUAUAUAGCCGGUUUGGCCACCAAGGUAGUGCCCGAGGCGGAACUUGAUGAUGAAAUAGAUCGCAUCACUUGUGCCAUCAAAUCGAAGAGCCGUGCAGUCAUUUCAUUUGGGAAAAAGUUCUUCUAUCAACAACUGGGAAUGCCCUUAAAUAAGGCUUAUGAGCAGGGAAAAACUAAAAUGUGCGAUAAUCUAAAGCUCGCUGACAGCCAGGAAGGCAUCCAGAGCUUUAUAGAGAAGCGCCCACCUAAAUGGAAUCACGAAAACUAAGAAAUUAGCAAAGCAACUUCAAAUUCAGUGGGACCAGAUGUGCAUUUAUUUAGUAUAUGAAGAAAUUAAACAUUUAAUGUUGCCAAAA
This is a messenger RNA of Scaptodrosophila lebanonensis, 975 nucleotides long. Its product is annotated as enoyl-CoA hydratase domain-containing protein 3, mitochondrial. The transcript is spliced from 5 exons. The record is from RefSeq and is a predicted model, not a curated record. Lineage: Eukaryota; Metazoa; Arthropoda; Insecta; Diptera; Drosophilidae. Bases 33 to 887 code for a protein of 284 amino acids. Gene Ontology annotation, cellular component: mitochondrion. Gene Ontology annotation, molecular function: hydro-lyase activity.